Pisolithus orientalis is the source of this 333-nucleotide messenger RNA. RefSeq lists its product as uncharacterized. Lineage: Eukaryota; Fungi; Basidiomycota; Agaricomycetes; Boletales; Pisolithaceae. The transcript has 3 exons. Bases 1 to 333 code for a protein of 110 amino acids. The record is from RefSeq and is a predicted model, not a curated record.
AUGCAUCACAGACAUCACUCCUUGCUGACCAUUAUCCAACUGGAAAUCGACACACAGUCACCUCUUGCUAAGGAAGAAGAAACUGAACUUCCAGACUCUCUUGGUGAAUUGAUCAAGCUUCCUGCAGACAUCAUGAGUCCAAACCUCAAUGGCAUCAAGUUUGAUAACCCCCACCUCAAUAUGAAUGGUUCACCUGUGUACACAUCCAGAAGGGAAGGCUUCAAGACCAGGAGACAGGGGCUAAGUCCAGGUGACCAAAGUCAAGGCUGGGAGACAGGGGCCAAGUCUGGUUGGACCAAAGUUAAGGCCAGAGGUCAGGGGUUAAGGGGUUAA